Malassezia globosa CBS 7966 is the source of this 387-nucleotide messenger RNA. RefSeq lists its product as uncharacterized. The transcript has a single exon. The coding region runs from base 1 to 387 and encodes 128 amino acids. Lineage: Eukaryota; Fungi; Basidiomycota; Malasseziomycetes; Malasseziales; Malasseziaceae. The record is from RefSeq and is a predicted model, not a curated record.
AUGCACGCAAUCGUUGGUAUUUUGCGUGUGCGCACGCUGGUCCAGGCGGUCGUUGGCUCGGCGUGUGCGCCGACGGCUCCAGUGACCACGGCCCUCGGGCUAUCUGCGAUGCCCAUUUGGACUACCACUUCUCGCAUUUGGACACAUUGCUCAGAUCAGCUUCGGUCAUACUUUCAAGAUAAUGUAUUUGAUCCGCCCGGAUCUUGUACUUCUCGUCUCUCCAUCGCUGGCAAUCCUUCCGCUGCCUCGCCGUCCUUACCGCUGGCGGACGCAUCACCAUUGCUUUGGGACGGUCUAGUUCUGGCUGCACCAAAAAAGAAAGUUUCACAUUCACGUAAAGCGAUGCGUGCAGCGAACAAGGGACUGAAAGAUCGUGUUGGUACGUAA